Molecule: messenger RNA, 1978 nt
Organism: Leguminivora glycinivorella
Lineage: Eukaryota; Metazoa; Arthropoda; Insecta; Lepidoptera; Tortricidae
Product: organic cation transporter protein-like
Exons: 7
Coding region: 46-1905 (619 amino acids)
Biological process (GO): transmembrane transport
Cellular component (GO): membrane
Molecular function (GO): transmembrane transporter activity
Source: RefSeq, a predicted model, not a curated record
CCACCAUUGCACUAAAGUCCGUCGGUGCGGACGUAACUUCCAAACAUGGACGGAGUAACAGUUGUAGACAAUUCAAAUGGCCCAGGACCUGUCAGUGAAAGCCAAGAAAGAGUAGACCAUGGGAAUCCAGAAGACCCAUCAAGCCCGGACGCUCACAAAGGCCCGGAAGGCCCACCAGAUUUCUCCGCACCUCCACCACAAGGCAGACCAGGCUUCCUUCAACCUCCAGUUGCAGUUCCAGGUCUAGACUUUAAGAAUCCAGAUGAACCAGACUCCAGACCCAGUAAGCCUGAUCCUCCAGUGAUAACCUUGGAUUGGGUGCUGGUCAAUGAGCUGGGACAGUUCGGACGGUUCCAGCUCUACAAUCUGUUGCUGGUCUCCAUCCCUAUCAUCAUGUCUGCGUUCAUGAGCGAGUAUAUUUUCUCGGCCGCUCGGGUGCCACACAGGUGUGUGAUCCCAGAAUGUGGCGAAGUGGCAGGAGCAGUUCACGAGUACAGUCCCAGCUGGAUUCUCAACGCAGUUCCAGCUGACAGCAACGGGAACCCACAGAGCUGCGAACGCUACGUACCCUCAGGUGGAAGUGGCACUCCUCAGUCCUGUCCUGCGAAUAUCUUUAACCAGGGUGCUGUUCAGGAGUGCGACGGUUAUGUUUACGAUAGGACCAACUCUGUUGUGUAUGAGUUUGACCUUGGUUGUAACGAAUGGCUACGCGCACUAGCUGGUACUUUUGGUAGCGUGGGCACCCUACUUGUCCUUCCCAUCACCGGCUUCGUGUCCGACAAGUACGGCCGCCGUGUGGCCCUCGUCAUCAGCGUCUUCAACCUGGCUCUGUUCGGCCUCAUCAGGGCCUUCUCCGUCAACUAUCCCAUGUAUCUUGCCUUUCAACUGCUGCAGACGACUUUUGGUGCUGGCACAUACAGUUCUUCUUAUAUCUUUGCUGCUGAACUGAUGGGCCCCAAAUACCGAGUGCUAACAUCCGCGACCUGUUCCUCCAUGUUCGCCGUCGGCCAGGUCGUCCUCGGCGGCGUGGCGUGGCUGAUCCAGCCGUGGCGAUACAUGAUCAUGGCCAUCCACAUUCCCUGCUUCCUCAUCAUCGCCUAUUACUGGCUGCUGCAAGAGAGCGUGAGGUGGCUGCUCGCCACUGAGAAAUUUGUGGAAGCUAAAGCGGUUCUGGAUAGGGUGGCGAGAGUAAACAGGAAGCAGAUCAGUGAGAAGUCUAUGCAGGCGCUGUUGACGCCUGCGCCUGUGGAUGUUAAUCAGACUGGGAGCUCCGACGGUCUCAUCAAGACUAUCGUCAAGUCUCCCAUCCUCUUACGGCGUGUCCUCACGACUCCCAUCUGGUGGAUCACCUCCACGUUCGUCUACUACGGCCUGUCCAUCAACUCCGUUGGCCUGGCCGGCAAUAUGUACCUCAACUUCAUCCUCGUCUGCAUCGUUGAGAUUCCUGGCUACUACACCGCUGCACUUGUGCUCAAUCGCGUCGGAAGGAAGAUCACUCUCAGUUGCGGCUUCUUCUUGGCCGCUGUAUGCAAUAUUAUUUUUGCUUUUAUUGAUAAUAAUGAACUGGCGACCUUCAGUCUGGUCCUCUUCCUGAUAGGCAAGUUCGGUAUCUCCGUGGCUUUGACGACGCUGUACCUCUUCACAUCGGAGCUGUACCCUACACAGUUCCGGCACACGCUGCUCGCCUUCUCUUCUAUGAUUGGUCGCAUUGGCUCCAUCACUGCGCCCCUCACGCCUGCUCUGAUGGUGUACUGGGAAGGCAUCCCGUCCCUGAUGUUCGGGGUCAUGGGCGUGAUCUCCGGGCUCCUCGUGCUGACGCAGCCCGAGACCCUGGGCACGAAGAUGCCCGACACCCUGGCGGAGGCCGAGGCCCUAGGGCAGGACAAGGUCAAGCAGACUAGCUGAUUCUCUAAGAUUGGCUCUCUUUAGUAAUAGGAAUGUAGAGGUAUUUAUAACAAAGAAACGAGUUUUAUUUAUA